CUGAAGAGGAGGUUAAAGCCUUGCUAAGCGUCUGGUCAGAAAAAAACAUAAGAAAACAACUUCAUGGAACACUAAGGAAUAAAGGAAUAUUUAUCUACAUUGCUAAAAGACUACAGGAGUUAGGAGUUUGCAGAGACUGGAAACAGUGCCGUGCAAAGUAUAAAAAUCUGAAGUAUGAAUUCAGAACAGUUAAAUAUGCCCACAACUCUGGAGAUGCCACUAAAACCAUGAAGUUUUUUCAUGAUCUGGAUGCUAUACUGCAAUAUGAACCAGUCACACAAUUAACAGAGGACGAAAACGGCAGGUGCUCUGCAACUGAGAGACAGCUGAACAUAAGCACUACCACAGAGAACACUGAAGGUGAAAUAUCAGUUGCAUUAGAAGAGGAUGAGGAUGUCCCAGAGGAUCCAUUACUUUUUAUUUCACAUGUCAGACCAAUUGAACUAGGUAACUCAUACCUGUGUCUCUCCCCCACCCCACCUGAUGUAGGUAACCCAACAUCAAUAUUAGAGACAUCCAAAAAUCCACCUUUUAUUCCAACGGUAGCAAACGAAGGAGGAAAACACUGGACUGUCAAUGAAGUCAGAGCUCUAAUACAUAUAUGGUCAGACAAAAACAUCCAGCAACAACUUGAAGUGACAGUGAGAAAUAAAAGAAUAUUUGAACAAGUUGCUGCUAGGCUUCAAAAAUUUGGAAUUGAAAGGGACUGGAAGCAGUGCAGAACAAAGUAUAAAAACUUAAAACAUGAAUACAAAAGCGUAAAAAAUGCCCAAGACUCAGGGAAUACAAGUAAAAGUAUGAAAUUUUUUAAUGAACUGGAUGCCAUUCUGGGACACAACACUGGAGAGCAAUCAAGCAAAUCAGAUAAUGAAGAAGGUGAAAGGCCUACAGAAUGGAUAGAAGCUAAAACAGAAAAAGACUCCUUAGGAAUACCUGGAGACACAGGUGAAGAGGACUCUGUCAGUAAUAUGUCAGAAGAGCUACAGGUCACACAUAUAGAGAAAGUUUCUGACACAGUGCUCCCUGACAAAUUCAAAGAAGACAAGUCUGUAAGCAAUCUUUUAGAAGAACUAGGUGCCACACAUAUAAAGGAAGAGGAGGAUAUUGGUUUAGAUGAGGUUUCUGCAACGACUACUUCAGAGAAUCUGGCAGCUUCGCAUGUACCAAGAGGGAAAGAUGAGACAAAAAUCCCUGAAGAUAAAGAGGACUUCAUUAAUUUCACCCCAGAAGACUUGGAAUCUACACAUAUAAAGAAAGAGACAAUUGACAUAGACGAUGAUUCUAUAAGCACUACUUCAGAGGAUAUAUCUGGCCCAUCAGUAGUGAAACAGAUAACUGGGACAGACAAUUUAAUUCCUUUGGAUGAAGCACAGAAUCACUUUAGGGUUAUUACAGUUCAUGAUACAGGAGCAGGAAAACACUGGAGUGAUAAUGAAGUCAGAGCUCUAAUAAAUAUAUGGUCAGAUGAGAAGAUACAACAAAUGCUUGAAGGAGCAACAAGAAAUAAAGAAAUCUUUGAGGAGAUUGCCAGAAGAUUAAUGAAAUUUGGCAUAGACAGAGACUGGAAGCAGUGUCGCACAAAGUACAAGAACUUAAAAUAUGAAUACCGCGCACUGCAAAAAGAAAAUGAUCAUCCUGGCAAUCCCAGACGAAAGAUGAGGUUUUACGAUGAAGUUGACUGCAUCUUCAGAAGACAACCUCUAGUUGCAUCUAGCUGGGGAUGUGAAAGUUCUAAUCUCAUAUCAGAGUCAGUGGGAGACAUUAUCACAAACACAGGACCUUGGGGUAUCAAGAGAAAAGCAUCUGAUGAAUCAUCACCUGGGCCGCUUAAGAAGAGUGCUUCUGAGAAAGCUGUAGUACAGUUUCAAAGAAGUUUAACAGACAGAAUGCAUACAGUAACAGAAGGCAAAAAAGCACUUUUAGAAAGGCUUUGUAAACAGGAGGAAACACAAGACAUCAGCAGAACACAGCUGUAUGGUGAUCCUCCAGCUAUAAAACAGGUUGGUUUAAUGAACUUUCUACCAAACUCGCAUGCAAAAAGAAAAUACAGACAAUCCACAGAUGAGAGAUGGAAGAGAUCUAUUUGUUCCGCACCCUCGGCUCCUCCGCGGCCUGGCGCGAGGUCUCGGGCGACCUUGGGGCUGAGUUCUGCGUCAGCCUCCCCCGAAGCUGGCGGGGCUUGGAGAAGAGCCCGCUGCCCCUCUCAGUCUUCCCCAGGCGGCGGGGCUCAUGCGUGGGGCCGGGCCCAGGGCUCCCGGGGCUCUGCCGAAGAGGCGCCUUCCCCGCCCCCCGCAGGCAGAGAGGAGCAGCGGGAACUGAAACUUGGUAAAAAAAUUAAUGAAGGUAAAACAAAAGAAGUCUAUGAGUUGCCAGAUCUCGUGGGAUGUGUGCUGAUGCAAUCAAAAGACCAAAUAACCGCAGGAAAUGCAGCUAGAAAGGAUCACAUGGAAGGAAAGGCAGCAAUUUCCAAUACAACAACUAGCUGUGUGUUUCAACUGCUGCAUGAAUCUGGAAUCAAAACUGCUUUUGUCAGAAAACAUGGCGACACAGCGUUCAUAGCAGCUCAGUGUGAAAUGAUUCCAAUUGAAUGGGUGUGCAGAAGAAUUGCUACUGGUUCUUUCCUGAAAAGAAACCCUGGUGUCAAGGAAGGAUAUAAGUUUUACCCACCCAAAAUUGAAAUGUUUUACAAGGAUGAUGCUGCUAAUGAUCCACAAUGGUCUGAGGAGCAACUAAUUGAAGCCAAGUUCUGCUUUGCUGGACUUACUAUUGGACAAACCGAGGUGGAUAUUAUGGCCCACUCUACACAGGCUAUUUUUGAGAUACUGGAAAAAUCUUGGUUUCCCCAGAACUGCACUCUUGUAGAUAUGAAGAUUGAGUUUGGUGUUAAUAUAACUACAAAAGAGAUUGUCCUUGCUGAUGUUAUUGAUAAUGAUUCUUGGAGACUGUGGCCAUCAGGAGACCGAAGCCAGCAGAAGGACAAACAGUCUUACCGUGAUCUAAAAGAAGUGACCCCUGAAGCGUUGCAGAUGGUUAAAAGAAACUUUGAAUGGGUUGCAGAAAGAGUGGAGUUGCUGCUGAAAACAAAGAGCCAUGGUAGAGUUGUGGUGUUGAUGGGAUCGUCUUCUGAUCUUGGUCACUGUGAAAAAAUUAAAAAGGCAUGUGCAAACUUUGGAAUUCCUUGUGAGCUACGAGUGACAUCUGCUCACAAAGGACCAGAUGAAACUCUGAGGAUCAAGGCAGAGUAUGAAGGUGAUGGAAUCCCUACUGUGUUUGUGGCGGUAGCUGGCAGAAGCAAUGGCUUGGGACCAGUGCUGUCUGGUAACACGUCAUAUCCAGUUGUCAACUGUCCUCCUCUCUCCGCCGAUUGGGGUCCCCAGGAUGUCUGGUCUUCUCUUAGACUGCCCAGUGGUCUUGGCUGUCCUACUAUACUCUCACCUGAAGGAGCUGCCCAGUUUGCUGCUCAGAUUUUUGGAUUAAGUAACCACUUGGUGUGGGCCAAGCUGCGCUCAAGCAUGUUGAAUACGUGGAUCUCCUUGAAGCAAGCUGACAAAAAACUUAGAGAAUGCACCUUAUAAAUAAAGUGUUAAAAGGAAAGUAAUGCAUACCUUAUAUUGGCUACGUAAAAAAUAGUGCCAUGUGCAAACUGUCUUCAUGCUAGGAUCUUCAUGUGGAUCAGUUGGAAAUCUUAAACCCUUUGUUGUAUAAGAUGAUACAUCUUGUAUGGUAGAUGAUAGUCUCUACAAUUGGUCUCGUUUUCUGUUUUUUAAUAAAUGAUAGCAUACAGGAUA
Molecule: messenger RNA, 3788 nt
Organism: Malaclemys terrapin pileata
Lineage: Eukaryota; Metazoa; Chordata; Testudines; Emydidae
Gene: PAICS
Product: phosphoribosylaminoimidazole carboxylase and phosphoribosylaminoimidazolesuccinocarboxamide synthase
Exons: 20
Coding region: 228-3575 (1115 amino acids)
Biological process (GO): 'de novo' IMP biosynthetic process
Molecular function (GO): phosphoribosylaminoimidazolesuccinocarboxamide synthase activity
Source: RefSeq, a predicted model, not a curated record